UGGCUGCAAUAACUUAGGGAGCGUCUACCUGGGUGACACUGCACUAGGAAGUUUUCUGUUUGUUUUGUUCUGUUUCCGAGGGUCCUGCACUCUUCUCUUUCUCAUAUCAACGUGACUCUUGGUGGUUUUGCACACCCUGCUCUGUGGGGGAGUGCCCCAAUGUGCUUGUCUUAUGUGGCCUCUAUGGACACACUGCUCAGCUGGCAGAGAGCAGGGAAGCUUUCUCCCAGCACCCAAAAAGAGAAAGAGGAAAUUACUUUUUCCUUCUUGGCUCCUUGCAGCACAAUAGUUUAGGAUAAACUUGCACUUUCUCUCCCUGGAUUUUCUGGAGUCUUUUCCAGGAAGAAGUUAAACCUUCACCUUUAAAUGGAUGACCAUGUCACAAUCAGGAAGAAACAUCUCCAAAGACCCAUCUUCAGAUUAAGAUGCUUAGUGAAGCAGCUGGAAAAAGGUGAUGUAAAUGUUGUGGACUUAAAGAAGAACAUUGAAUAUGCAGCAUCUGUGCUGGAAGCUGUUUAUAUUGACGAAACAAGACGACUGCUGGAUACCGAAGAUGAGCUUGGUGACAUUCAGUCAGACUCAGUCCCACUGGAAGUCCGGGACUGGUUGGCUUCUACCUUUACACGAAAAAUGGGGAUGAUGAAAAAGAAAUCCGAGGAAAAGCCAAGAUUUCGGAGCAUUGUGCAUGUUGUUCAAGCUGGGAUUUUUGUGGAAAGGAUGUACAGAAAGUCCUAUCAUAUGGUUGGUUUGGCAUAUCCAGAAGCUGUCAUAGUAACUUUAAAGGAUGUUGAUAAAUGGUGUUUUGAUGUAUUUUCCUUAAAUGAAGCAAGUGGAGAGCAUAGUCUGAAGUUUAUGAUUUAUGAACUGUUUACCAGAUAUGAUCUUAUCAACCGUUUCAAGAUUCCUGUUUCUUGCCUGAUUGCCUUUGCAGAAGCUUUAGAAGUUGGUUACAGCAAGCACAAAAAUCCAUAUCACAAUCUGAUUCAUGCAGCUGAUGUCACUCAAACUGUGCAUUAUAUAAUGCUUCAUACAGGUAUCAUGCACUGGCUCACUGAACUGGAAAUUUUAGCAAUGGUCUUUGCUGCUGCCAUCCAUGAUUAUGAGCAUACAGGAACCACAAACAACUUUCACAUUCAGACAAGGUCAGAUGUUGCCAUUCUAUACAAUGAUCGCUCAGUUCUUGAGAAUCACCAUGUGAGUGCAGCUUAUCGACUUAUGCAAGAAGAAGAAAUGAAUGUCUUGACAAAUUUAUCAAAAGAUGAUUGGAGGGAUCUUCGGAAUCUAGUGAUUGAAAUGGUUUUAUCUACAGACAUGUCAGGUCAUUUCCAGCAAAUUAAAAAUAUAAGAAACAGCUUACAGCAGCCUGAAGGGAUCGACAGAGCUAAAACCAUGUCCCUGAUUCUCCAUGCUGCAGACAUCAGCCAUCCGGCCAAAUGCUGGAAGCUGCACCAUCGAUGGACCAUGGCCUUGAUGGAGGAGUUUUUCCGACAGGGAGAUAAAGAAGCUGAAUUAGGACUUCCAUUUUCCCCCCUCUGUGAUCGGAAGUCAACGAUGGUGGCCCAAUCACAAAUAGGUUUCAUUGAUUUCAUAGUAGAGCCAACAUUUUCUCUUCUGACAGACUCAACAGAGAAAAUUAUUAUUCCUCUUAUAGAGGAAGCCACAAAAACAGAAACUUCUUCCUAUGGGGCAAGCAGACGAUCCAAUAUGAAGGGCACCGUGAAUGAUGGCACCUACUCCUCAGACUACUCUCUUGCAAGUGUGGACCUGAAGAGCUUCAAAAACAACUUGGUGGACAUCAUCCAGCAGAACAAGGAGCGGUGGAAAGAGCUGGCUGCACAAGGUGAACCUAAUCUCCAUAAGAACUCAGAAGAUCUAAUAAAUACUGAAGAAAAGCAUGCUGAUACAUGUUCAUAGGUUUCAAACACCUUAAAGGCUUCUGUCAUUUUUAUCAUUAAAGAAUGAUGAGAACAGCACUAAAACAUCCUCAAUCCUCAAUUUUUCACAAUGCUAUAUUCUUUUCUUUUAACACACACUUGGAUCAGGCCAUUUUUAUGAACUCCUACAUAGGAAUUAAUGAGAAGAAAAUAGAUGCUGAGCUGGUUACAUCUGACCAAAUAAAUAUACUCACGGUUGCUCUCAGAGUUUUUGGUCAGUGUGUCUGUGACUGUUUUUCCUCUACAAUUUCACCUUCUUCAAUCAAGCCAGAGAAGUUUUCAAGACAAAUGUUAGACAGCUUUAAAUUUUCAUCACCUGGAAUCCAUUAAAAAAAAAAUAGGUGAUUAGGCAGUACAUUGCAGAAGACAAGGUUUUUUUCCAAAUGUACCUUCUUCCAUUGCUUUACAAAGUGCUGUAACUGUAUUUCAAGAUCAUAAGUAAAAGGAAAGCAGAAACAAAAUUAUGGGAAAAUAAAUUUUGCAAACCCAAGGCACAGGUGCUUUAGCUUGCCCUUGUUAUUUUAAAUAUAUGGGACCAAAAUGAGAGGUGAAGUGACCAAAAGUUGCAGUUGAAAUCCUGACAGCAAUGGAGCGUCACGGGCUUGACUCAUAACUCUCAAACUGCAAAAUUGUGGUGAAACCUGUUCUGGGUUCCAGAGGACUGGCCUGCACAUUCCGUGGUUUCCAAGCAUGGACAUCAUCACAAUACAAGUCAUGCAUAACCUACAAUUCAAAAUAACAAGAACCUUCAGCCAUUAUGUGGAGGCAGACUAAAACUGAGCAUGGAAUUGGCUCUGGUGUGUUGCUCCCAUCGGGAUGUAACAGGCCAAGAGGAAUAAGACAAGAAGUAUCUGUGCUUAUGUGUGUGUGUGUGUGUGUGUAUCUGUGUGUACUCAAAACUAUCUAUGAAAAUGGAAGCCCACAUUUCUCUGUACAGAUGACGUUACUUGAUGUGACUUUGUCCUUUUACUACAAGAAACAGACUGCCACCUCGGAGACUCUGCUUCUUUGUCUUGCCUGAGCAUGUGCAGAGCCAUCCUUUAGCUCUGAACUGAAGAACGGCCUUUAUUUGUUUUUAGCUGACAAGUAGGGCAAAGAAAAAUUAGGUGUAUAAGAUUUCACUGUACAAACACUUCAACGAUUGUAAGACUACGUGAGUUUCUCUUUGAGAAAGGUAGAAAGUAAUGGGGGAAAAAUAAAGAGAAGACAUGAAUUAAAGACGAGAGGGGAAUGUCCAUCUUGAUGAGUUUUCCAUUGCACCUGCUUCUUUCCUGGGUUCACGAUGCUAAGCAAUAUUUUAGAAAUGGGUACAAUCAGAAGCUGUUCUUAGUACUGGGAUCUUAGAACUCACAGCUGAGAUCUCUUUUAAAGUGUAAGCCAUAUUCUAUAUGCAUAUUAGGUAUGCAUCAUUCUAAUUUAAGAUACAUUUGUGCAUAGACCAUGUAUUAAAUGCUUUCAAUGUUCUGUGCAUAGGGUCCUUAGACUUUGUUUUGCCUGAAUCUUGUUUAGAACACAGCUGAAUAAUUGAACUUGUGUCAUAGACAUUAUACUGCAAUUGAUAUGUUAAAUGUAAGCAGUAAAGAUUAUAAUGAU
Messenger RNA from Condylura cristata (star-nosed mole), 3527 nucleotides. It is a transcript of the gene PDE1A, whose product is annotated as phosphodiesterase 1A, calmodulin-dependent. NCBI's taxonomy places the organism in Eukaryota, Metazoa, Chordata, Mammalia, Eulipotyphla, Talpidae. The transcript is spliced from 15 exons. Bases 367 to 1914 code for a protein of 515 amino acids. Gene Ontology annotation, molecular function: 3',5'-cyclic-nucleotide phosphodiesterase activity. The record is from RefSeq and is a predicted model, not a curated record. Gene Ontology annotation, biological process: signal transduction.